Molecule: messenger RNA, 5938 nt
Organism: Rhea pennata
Lineage: Eukaryota; Metazoa; Chordata; Aves; Rheiformes; Rheidae
Gene: PCDH12
Product: protocadherin 12
Exons: 4
Coding region: 204-3776 (1190 amino acids)
Biological process (GO): homophilic cell-cell adhesion
Cellular component (GO): plasma membrane
Molecular function (GO): calcium ion binding
Source: RefSeq, a predicted model, not a curated record
GGUGCUCCCCGACUGAAGCUGCGCUGGUGGCUGUCCUCUUCUCUGGUGCCGAGGCAUUUCAGCUCAACAAUCACCGGCCUCUUCUGCCUGUCCUCUGGCGAUGGUAGGGAAAGGGAGAACUGCUACGCAACACAGCUGGACUUGCAAUUUUUGUUCCUUUCUAGUUGGUAACGUGUGCCUAUGGGAUUUGGAAAUGAGAGAGGAUGCAAAGGAUUUGCAAAUACUGUGAGCUUUGUCUGGGCAUGCAGAGGUACGUGGACAAACCCUCUGUACUGGGACGGAGCGGCAGUGCGGUUGGCUUUCUCAGAAGCAUGCUUUUGCUGUGCCACUUGACUCUUCAGAUCCCAGCCUUGUGGUGGUACCUGUUCCUCUCUGUGGAUGCCCAGGAGGUGGCCACGUUCACAGUGCAAUACAAAGUGUUUGAAGAAGUACCAAAUGGAACAGUAAUAGGAAAAUUAUCGGAGCAUUUUGGUUGGGGUGAGGGAAGUAAAACAACGGAAACUUUCCAACUGAUGCAGUUCCCGAGGAGGUUCCCGCUCCGGGUGGGAAGUGGGGAUGGCUUGCUCAGCACUGCCGGGCGGGUGGACAGGGAGCAGCUUUGCAGGCAUAAUGAUCCGUGCUUGGUGUCUUUUGAUGUACUGACUGCCCCAAAUUUGGCUCUAAUCCACGUGGAGAUUCAAGUAUUAGAUAUCAAUGAUAAUGGGCCUCAAUUUCCAACACCUGAACUGGAGCUGGAGAUUUCAGAGAGCGCGUCCUUGCAGACGCGGAUCCCGCUGGACCGAGCCUUGGAUCUGGACGCUGGCCACAAUGCACUCUGCUCCUACUCGCUGUCUCCCAGCGAACACUUUGCUCUGGAGGUUGUCUCGGGCUCUGAUGGAACAAAACAUGCGGAGCUUGUUGUUGUUAAAGAAGUAGACCGAGAGCUGCACUCUUCUUUUGAUCUAAUAUUGACAGCUGUUGAUCAUGGGGAACCGCCAAAAUCAGGUACCACUCUAAUUAAAGUCAUAGUUCUCGAUUCCAAUGAUAACAGCCCUGUCUUUGCAGAGAGCUCUUUGACAGUGGAGAUCCGGGAAGAUGCUCUGCCUGGGGCUCUCCUCAUAACAGUCACAGCCACCGACCCUGACCAGGGUCGCAAUGGAGAAAUAGAGUACUGCCUCAGCAAGCAUGCUCCCCUGGAGGUGCUGAGCACCUUCAGCAUCGAUGCCCGGACUGGCAGGGUUGUCCUGAAGCACCCCCUGGACUACGAGGAAAUCCACACCUACGAACUGGACAUACAGGCCAGAGAUCUGGGCGCCAAUCCCAUCCCUGCGCACUGCAAGAUCCUCAUCAAAGUGCUGGAUGUCAACGACAACGCCCCUGAUGUUCACAUCACUUGGGCUGCCCGAGUGCCUGUGCUCUCCGAGGCCCUUCCCAAAGACAGCUUUGUGGCUCUGGUGACUGCUAGUGACCCCGAUUCAGGAAACAACGGACAAGUGCAUUGCUCUCUUAGUCAAGGAUAUGAACACUUCAGGCUGAAAAGGACCACCAGCCACAGUUACAUGCUGAUGACCAAUGCCACCCUGGACAGGGAGCUCUGUGCUGAAUACAACCUGACCUUGCUGGUGCAAGACCAGGGCAAUCUCUCCUUAGCCGUGCUCAAGUACCUCACUAUUUGUAUCAGUGAUGUUAAUGACAAUGCCCCCGAAUUUGAAAAGGGUACCUAUGACACUGCCAUUGCUGAGAACAGGCCAUCACCUUCUUACUUGAUUACUGUCAGUGCCAAUGAUCCUGACUUAGAUUUCAAUGGAAAAAUCACCUACAGCAUCCAAGAUUCCUUUGUUUCAGGUCUGGUCUCUAUUGACCCCAGCACUGGGGAUAUUUUUGCCCUCCAAGCUUUUGAUCGCGAACAAAUGAGCAGCCUUGAGUUCCUGGUGACAGCAGAAGACGGUGGUCAACCCAGACUCAUGUCAAAUGUCUCUGUGAGGUUGGCCGUGCUUGACGAGAACGACAAUGCUCCCGUCAUCACCGAGCCGGCACUGGUGGGAGGCACAGCGACGAUUUCUGUUCUCAUCAGCCCGGAGACAGGGUGCUUCUGCACAGCCCCUGGGAACUGGAGUACCCCUGGGGCAGCACCUGUCAACGUGACAUGCAUGUCCUGCUCGGUCGCUCCCUUGCUUUUUACCAUUGCAGCCAGGGACCUGGACUCUGGCCUCAACGGGGCUCUCCAGUAUGCCAUUGUGGGUGGGAAUGAUGCUGGGCUUUUUGUCCUCCAUCCGCUCUCAGGGCAGGUGUUCCUCAACUCCAGCAAUGCCAGUAGCCUGGCUGGGAGUGAGAGGGAGCUGGCGAUACGGGUGAGUGAUGGAGGCGACGUGCCCCUGCACACUCAGGCCUGCGUGCAGUUAGUUUUCAGAAAUCAUGGUGCUUUCUCCAGAACUUCAGCUCAGGAGUCUCAGAGACUGAGCUCAUCAGUGGUCACUGUAAUCUGCCUGGCUGCUCUCUUGGGCAUGUUCCUUCUUAUUUUGAUUUUAAUUGUGUCUUUGUGCAAAAAAGAGAAGAAGGACAGCAUGGCCUACAACUGCAGGGAGGCAGAGGAUGCCUACAGGCAGCAGCAGCUCAAGAAGCCGCACAGGCAGAUUCAGAAGACAGACAUACACUUAGUCCCGGUGCUCAGGAGCAGAUCGGAUGGGCCCAGAGAGGCCGAGCUCCUGCGUCCCUGUGAGGAGGCCCUGCUAAGUGAGGGUGCCAUGGACUCCAAGCGUGGGGGCUCCCUGCAGGCUCCCUUCCACCUGACCCCCACCCUCUAUCGGACCCUGAGAAACCAGAGGAACCAAAGGGACUCGGAUGAGCAGCAGGAUGCUUUUAAUCUCACUCUGAUGCAACGCCGGCCCUGCCAGCCUCACAGACUGAGAAAUUCAGCCAAAGAGCCGGUGGGCCCUCCAGAUGCACUGCCUCAUUGCAAGAGCUUGGUGAAGCCACAGCUGAGGCCAGUCGGAGACCCCUUGCUGCCACCUAACCAGCCUGUGGGCACUGCUUUGAAGGGACGGAGCAAUGCUGAGGCAGACGGGGUGCCUGGUGAGGCCCAGCCCCACCAACACAUCCUCAGGAGCCUGGUCCGGCUCUCGCUGGUGGCGCUCGCAGAGCAGAGCCCCACAGGAGAAUUUGCCAUGGAGUCACCCCCAGUCCAGCAAAUCUCUCAGCUGCUGUCGCUGCUGCACCAGGGCCAGUUCCAGCCCAAAACAAAUCACAGGGGAAACAAAUACACAGCCAAGAAUGGCAGCAGGGCUGCGGGGCUGGAUGCCGACUGCCUGAGUACGAAGGACAGUGGCCAUGGAGAGAGCGAGGCAGAAGACCGCGAUUCAGAGAAUGGGUUUGAACUUUCCAUGCAGCAGCUGGUGGGGGAAGAACUUGAGACCCUUCUGGACCCGCAGGCAGAGCUGGCCCUCAAGAGGCUGACGGCUGCAGACCCAGAAUGGGUAGCUCGGCUCUCCUUGCCGCUCACCGGUAGUUACAAGGACAAUGUUUUCUCCCCUGAUUCUCUGCAUUCACCUCAGGACCAGGAAGCUGCAAGGCAGGAGAAACCAAGGACCUUUGAGACAUUUGGCAAAGUUACUGAGUCUGACUCGAGUGCUACUGGGACAAAACUGGCCAGCACUUUCCUUUCAGAAAUGAGCACCCUCUUUGAAAUGAUUUUAUCCCAGAAGGUCCAAGUCCACAACGAAACAGGCUCAGGGCUUCUGCGGCAGCUGUCAGCACGUGGGAAGAGCCUUGGACUGGAUGACAGUGCUCCUGUUCUGUAGGCAGCUUGGCAGCUGUGAGAAGAAGAGGAGAGUCAAACAGAGCUUUCUGUAUUUAGGGUGCGCAAGUAUGUGUCAUAACAGGUUCAACAGAAUCAUAGCAACAUCCACAUCUAGACUAAUCAUGACAGGCAUGUUUCUUCCUUUGCCAAGCCACAUCAAAUUUCCCCAUGACUGAUUUCACCUUCUUUAGCUCUCCUCCAGCUGUCUGUUCUUGCCUCGCUCUCUUUCCUAUUCUUCCAUCCCCAUCUUUCAAUCACACUCAAGUCAUAAAACAGAAGAGCCACAGCAGGUAGAUUAAGAAAGGAGGUUUUUUAGAUUAUCCACAAGUACAACACAAUCAGAUAUAGCCACGUGAUCAUGGACUGUGUACCACGGACAUUGUACUACCAGUCAUGGACUUUGCAACAUGCUGCAGAAUUGGCCCAAAGGAUCUCAGUUCUUAUUUAAAAUAAAAAUGUUUUUUUCUAACACUAACAUCUCUGGGAUAAAGUCCAAUACAACUGACAUAAUGGUGUAUCUGCAGAAAGCCUGAAAUAGUAACUUAGAAAUGGAGAUCUGCGUAUUUUCUUAGGGUGAGCAUUCUGGCAUUGUGAUUCUACUGCUGUGAACUCUGCUUUUUUGUCAAAUACCCCAAAUUCAGCACUUCUGCUCUGGAAUCUGUCCUAUGGCUGCACUAAGUACCCACAAUUUCUUUCUCCGUGCUCUCUUUUGAGGCCCCUGAAUUACAGACCAUAUCCCUUGCCUAACAACAGGCAGCAGAUGGAUGGAGCCUACCAAGGUAAUCUGGGAAAAGGGAAGCAUGAAAAUACUGUCUUUAAAUAUUCACGCACAAGCUCCACCCAUGUUACCGUUUUCUGCUUUGAUCUGAAUGUAUGUGAGCAGUAAGACUGUUUUGGGAUAACAGCACAUGUGGAAAAACUAAUUUACAGACAUUAGUAAUAGAAGGGGGAGUAACAGGUGUUGCUAACCCUGGAGGUUUGUACUCACAGAGAAUGGAAAGACAACAGUGGCAUAAGCGUCCGGAGUAGAACCGUAGGCUCACACAGCAGUUUGUGGACGAGACUUGUAUAUGGGGUGAGUAGCAGAGGAGUUGUGGGAGAAUGGAGACCACAGGUAAGUCUUUUUGGAUCAUACAAGUAAGGGGCUCUGCUUUCCAUACCAUACUUUUUGCCAUCCAGUUAUGACACGAAGCCUCAGAACAAACUUGGAGCGCUCUGCCAAAGUGGCUGGUGGCUAUAUAGGUGAGUGUCAUGCUAUGGGAAUGAGGGUAACCCAUCACCUCCACUUCCAGCAAUGCACAGCACCAUUGCUUGCUAACUGACCACAAAAAUCAAGUUGAAAAGAGUUUGAAAGACUGUCACAGUGCAGGGUCAGAAGUACUUUAUAUACACUGUUUUCUUUGCUUUGCCAUCUUUGUUACCAACACUGCACUGACUUCUCCACAAAUACUGCAGUUCACAACACAGGUCUCUCCAGAGCUAAUUUGCUGAUGCUGGGGACAUUGUGGACAUUGUGUCACAUUGCUGGAUCAUAUUUGUGGCUCUCAUCUGUACCGCAGCACCACCCCACAGACCUGGUCCUGAGCGUCUUCAGUGUCCACCCACCUUCCUUUCCCACACGCUUAGAGGUAACAGCGCCCUGCUUUUAGUGUGUACCCACACAAGCCAGAGCAGCAGGGCAUCAUACACAUAAUUUAAAGCAGAGAAAAUGAAAAAGCUGCAUGUCUAUACUCUUGGGACUAAAUGGCAAAAGCAACAGAGUAUGAUUCUCCCAGAUGGGCUCUUUAAUAUCCAAAACACUCACUGUUACAGCUGGAACCUCCCAAAGUGCUUUACACAUGACCCCAUCUCUAGCUAUAAACUAUAGUGAUAGGUUUACCCCAGUCUUAUACUGCCACGCUGCUAACAGAAAUGUCUUGGUGCUUUGUUUCACAAACAGAACAGGCUUUUGCACAAAAACAAUGACAGUGAGCCAAAUUUUAACUGAGAUGCAGCUGUGCAAAUUGUGAGGGAGGCAUAUCUGUGACUACGAGGAAAUAUAGCCCUAUAUGAUUCUCCCGCAUCUUGGGAAUACACAUGGAAGAGAAACACACGGUACAAUCUCACAUCUUCCUCUGGAGCUUUACUUUGAUGUCCCUGUCAAAGGACAAUCUUGAUGCAAAA